GAGUCGGUGAGAGGAGGACGUACUGCGGCGGCGCUCCUACCCAUCUUACUCGUUCUACCUUACACAUUAACAAUUAGCGCAAUUCCUCUAAUAUCCAUGAAUGUAAAUGGCGAGUAAUUUACAAGCAGUGUAAAUACAAGGGCUGAUAGGCAGCGUGUCUCUCACACACUGAACAUGCCUCUCGUGAGAACCGUGGAGGAGUGAACAGUGGUGAACACUAUUGAACACCGGUUUGCGUCUCUCAGGCAGCCGGUUAAGACGGAUAAACGGUACAGGAUGCGGAUAGACGGAGAGAACGGUACACUUCUCUCUCCUGGCUCCUCCGCAGCUUCCAACUCUUCUGCAGUGACCACGACGAGGGAGGGACCAGGCCGGGCCACCCCUACCAAGGACCAAGGAGGUCGUGGACGCCAUCACAACCACGACAACCGCGAAGUCUUCAAGCGUGUCGCCUCCUCCGCGUCCUCCAAUAUCCCCGGAAGGUCCGUCUCCACCUCCCACAUCAGGAGAGGAACACACUACCAAUCCACGUCCAGCCUGUAUUCUGAUGGUCACAGCUCCUCCUCCGUUAGUCCCGCGCCCUCCCCAUCCCCAACCCAAGCCCAAACCCACGCCCCCACCCCCCACGCCCUCACCACCCACGCCCAAUACGUCAGGCACACGCCCACAUCCCCCUAUACGUCCCCCAUGCGCACGGCUCAAGUCGGGGCGCUGAGCAAGAGAUGGGCGUCAACCAGUGACUUCGCUACGCCCAAUCGUGUCACUCACGCCCAUUUUCCCACGCCCACUAACUCACAGCUUACCAGACGACCCAACAGCGGUUCUCUCCACAAUCUGACCAACCUGAGGAACGCCACCUCCCAGCUCAACCUGACCAGGCAUGGAGCUCGUGAAGCACAGUAUAACCCAGAUGAAGGCGUGGUGAAGCUAUACCUUCGUGGGCGGCCACUCAACCUCUAUGUUCCAACGUCCGUGCAAGAGACAUAUUCUCCAACCAGCCCCUCGGUGCCACCUGCAGCUAAACUGAAGUUAGAAUGGGUUUAUGGCUAUAGAGGACGAGACUGCAGAAACAAUGUCUUCCAGUUGCCGACAGGGGAGAUCGUUUACUUCGUCGCUGCGGUGGUGGUCCUGUAUAAUGUGGAGGACCAGAUGCAACGACAUUAUCUCGGUCAUACUGAUGAUAUUAAAUGCUUGGCGAUGCACCCCAACAAGCUACUCAUAGCAACUGGUCAGACUGCAGGACACGAUCGUCGAGAUGCCAGGUCCUGGCGGCUCAACCCUCCAGCAGACCACUUGAGCCCGGAGGCCGAGGAGUGGCCGCACGUGCGCAUCUGGGACAGCGUGAGUCUCAACACCCUUCAUAUUAUUGGAAUCAGUGACAUUGAGCGCUCUGUAGCCUGUCUGGCCUUCUCCAAAGCAGAUGGAGGAAGUCUGUUGGUGGCUGUAGACGAAGCUCCAGAUCACAACAUGUCUGUCUGGGACUGGUCUCGGGGAGAACGCGGCUACAAACUACUCGAAACUAAGUGCUCAGCUGACCAAGUACUGGCCGUAGACUUCUCUCCUGUUGAUCGCAGCACCAUCAUCACCUGUGGGAAGAACCAUAUUUCCUUCUGGAGUUAUGACAGUGGGAUGCUAGCCAAACGUAUGGGAAUCUUUGAGAAUCGUGAGCGCCCCAAAUAUGUCACAUCUAUAUCCUUCACUGAUGCUGGCAAUGUCAUUUCUGGCGACUCAAAUGGCAAUCUUCUAAUAUGGCAAAGAGGAGGCAACACAGUGUACAAGAUGGUACGUGGUGCCCAUGACGGACCAGUGUUUUCCAUCUUGGUACAGAAGGAUGGCGCCAUCAUCACAGGAGGGAAAGAUGGCCAGAUUGUCGAGUGGGACAGGGAGUUAGAACGCACAGGCAAUACUAUUGAGAUUCCAGAACAGUUUGGGUCACCUCGUGUGGUGACGUCAGGUCGGGGAACACAACUGGUGGUGGGCACCACUCGUAACUGUGUAUUGGAAGGAACAUUCACUUUCCCAAUGCGACCUGUUAUGCAGGGUCAUACGGAGGAGCUGUGGGCCCUGGCUCCACACCCGGGUCACCACCAAUUUUUGACUGCCGGUUAUGAUCGCACGUGCUACUUGUGGGACACUAUGGCACAUACCAUUGUCUGGAGCAAGGAUAUUGGUGAACCUGCCCAAUCCGCUGCUUUCUCGAACAAUGGCGAGAUUGUAAUAAUUGGUACAACAAGUGGACGAUGGUUCGUCAUGGAUGCCGAGACUAGGGAAAUGUACUCCCAGCAUCAGGAUGGAAAUGAACCUAUCCAGGUUGUAAAGUUCUCGCCAAAUGGGCAGUACCUAGCAGUUGGGUCCAGAGAUAACAAUAUCUACGUCUAUCAGGUCUCGGAAGACUGUCGCAAGUACACAAGGAUUGGCAGAUGCCAGGGUCAUUCAAGCUUUGUGACUCACUUGGAUUGGUCCGCUGAUAGCCAGUUUCUUCAGUCUAACUCGGGAGAUUAUGAACUGCUCUUUUGGAAUGGUGGACUGUGUCGGCAAAUUGUGCAGACGGCGCAGAUGCGCGAUGUGGAAUGGGCAAGCAACACCUGCACACUGACCUUUGCCACUCUGGGCAUCUGGCCUGAAGGUGCAGACGGCACUGAUGUCAACACCUGCACCAAAGCCAACCAUUCUUCAGUGUUAGCUACAGGAGAUGACUUCGGCAAAGUGAAAAUGUUUAACAGCCCUGCUUGUCACCAAAAGGCUCGAUGUCUGGAGUACAGCGGCCACAGCAGUCACGUGACGGCUCUUGGUUUCCUCCACGACGACUCCAGACUCAUUUCUACUGGCGGGAGAGACACGGCCGUCAUGCAGUGGGUGGUGUCAGCAACCUCUUCCUCUACCUCCUCACAGCACUGAGGAGAACAGGAGAAAGAAGGACACACAGAGAUCACAAUAACAUAAUGCAUCAAAUGAACAAGGCAGUGUCUGGGAUGCUCCCGGACGCAGGUUCGAAUCCUCGUCACGGCCCUUGUGAAUUUGUUCAGAAAGAAGGAAGUUGAAAAAUAAUUGAUUCUUGUAAAGCAAGACGAGUUAAAAAGUUUUUAGUAUAACUGACAAAGUGUGAUUAUUUUUGAAGAUGAAUGAACAGUGUUCAACUAUUUCUAUACAGUAUAUGGUUGUACAUAAUGAUGUGUUAUGUGGCAGAGUAUUAAUUUGUUUAAAUAUUUAUUUUUUUAAUUAACAUGAGAAAUUAUUUUGGGAAGAAAAUUAAAUUGGUCUGAGAAAUCAUUUGAAAGUAAAAUAAUAAUUUGUUUUAAAGAGUAAUAGUGUAAUAUUUAGAGCUCUGUUUUACUUCAGGAUUAAUGUGCGAUUAUUGACUGCAGGGUUGUGAAUGUGAUUGUGUUGCACAGCUGAAUGUUUGACGAUCACUAUCCUGAGAAACUUAAUCAUAUGCUCUUUAUAUAUAAUGUUUCAUUUGUAAUGGACAGGUUAACUUUUUACAUAAUAAUGAUAUUGUCUUCCUAAUUCUUAAGAGGUACAGAGAAGUAGAGAUGAAUACAAUUACUGUACUGGUAAAUAAUUACCUCUGAAGUUUCUUUUAUUUAUUCACUAACUUCUUGUAAAAGAUUUUUUCUCUAUAAUGUGAUUUUCAUAAAAUAUUCUCGAUAAUCUUUCCUGAAUUACAGAUGUUACAGAUUUUAUAUUGAUAUAUAGUAGUCAGAUCUUUUAUGUACUGUAUUCCGGAUAUGUACAAUGCUCCAUUGCUUCGGUUACAAUCAUGCAGCAUAUUUGAUGAGAGCACAUGAUCCUUUUCUUCAUAUAACAUUAAAAAUGUUAAUAUUUCUUUUGUUUACAAAAUUAAAAUAUUUUAGCAAUUUUAAUUUUGAGAAUCACCUUUGCUGAAACCCAAGACUACAGUGUCCUGUAAGGAGAAGUGAGCUUCCUAAAAUACAAUAGUCAUAAGUUGUUGUUUAAAUUCUAUUUUUACAAGCGCAAGAAUAAGCUAUUGUAUAAUUGGCUCCCUGUCAAUUUUGGGGUUUCCUGUUGACACGCUGUAUUGUCUUAUUAAACUGUGAUGCACGAUUGUGUUCACAAUUUCACAUUAGUGCCGAAUCGAUUAAUUUUUUAUUUUGUUUUGCUUGUGAGCCAUUAACCAUCGAGAGGUUAUAGGUUAUGUAGCUUACCGUCUGUACAGUGCAGAAGGAUGCGUGUUGCUAUAGCACUGGUCUUGGGUAUCCUGUUGAUAGAAAGUGGAUGAAAAUAUAUAGUUUGAUGCCUUCAUUAGGACAAUUUUAUGUUAAUUUUAUUAAAUGUAAAAUAUUUACUUUAUGUAUCUUAAUAUUCAUUUGCUGUGAGUUGAAAACAAAAACAAUUAUGUACAAAGAUUUUAAUUAAUCAAUUUUUUUUAAGAUUUUAAUUAAAUUAAUCUGAGAGUAAUACUCCUGAGAGUUAUAAUUACUCUCAGGAUUUCCAAUCAAGCAUAACCAUCACAGUACAAUAUUGUGGUGUAUUUAUCCACUUUUAAUCUUUGGGUUUUGCAAAUGAAGUUGUUGUAAUUGCUUACAUAGGAAAAAAUAAACCUUUAUGUGCAAAUCUUUGUUAGUAGAUAAAUGGAUUUAAACCAUAUUUUGCUCCUUAAUAGCAUUAUUAUAUGCACAACACUUUUUCUUAAGGAAUUUCAGCACUUAAAGUGUAUUUUCUCAGUAUAUUUAAGUUAAUCUUGUAAAUAUUGCACUUUCCCCCUAUCAACCAAAGUUUGAAAUAAAUCUUUAACUUAGAAA
Molecule: messenger RNA, 4763 nt
Organism: Procambarus clarkii (red swamp crayfish)
Lineage: Eukaryota; Metazoa; Arthropoda; Malacostraca; Decapoda; Cambaridae
Source: RefSeq, a predicted model, not a curated record